Armigeres subalbatus is the source of this 3496-nucleotide messenger RNA. RefSeq names its product exostosin-3 (gene botv). Lineage: Eukaryota; Metazoa; Arthropoda; Insecta; Diptera; Culicidae. The transcript is spliced from 4 exons. The record is from RefSeq and is a predicted model, not a curated record. Gene Ontology annotation, cellular component: membrane. The coding region runs from base 186 to 3023 and encodes 945 amino acids. Gene Ontology annotation, molecular function: glycosyltransferase activity.
AACCCUAAAGUUGGAUCAAUGUAAACAAAGAGCAAGAUUUUUACUAACAAAUUAAUAAUAAUUUAGAAAUCCGCGAAUUAAUUAGCAAAUAUUUCCGGCGAAUAUUUUUUUAUAUUUUCACUUCAUUACCUAGAACCUAAUGAUUGUCAAAGCAAGCUCGGAUAAUUAGACAGAAACAGUGGGAAAUGACUUACGAAGCGCUAGUAGGUCCAAGCUCCGCAUCGGGAGGUUCCUGUUAUUGGUUAAGGCACAUGAAACUAUACCGCAUUGGAAUAGUGAUUGCAGCAUGUCUUCUAUUUGCAACUUUUGUAUUUUACUAUCUUCUGUUAAACGAUGAGUCCAAUGUUCCGAGCAAUGACAUUCAUCGAUCGAGAUCUCAGUUGGAGGCAUUUGACGAGGUAAGUCCGCUCAAGGCAGCGGACUUGAAAUUGCGGAUAGACGAGAUGUUACGGAUAAAAGGAACCGUAUCAUUAGAGUUGCGUGAUUUAGAGGCACGGCGACAAAAGUUGCAGUCCGACAUUGGGCUUUAUAAUCAAAAAAUAGAUGAGUUGAAGCAAGAGUUGUCUCGACAGCAAACUGAAUUAGAGCGGUUGAAAAUCUCGGUUGAACAAGCCCAAGUAGCACAACGUGAAGCAGUGCUUCGCAAUACACCUGAACUGGCUCUACCAAAAGCACUAUUCUCAAUUUCUACUCCGGAGCAGAAUCGACCCUUAUCGCGAGCACUGGCGCGGGAAUGUAAGAUGAGUACCUGUUUCGAUCAUUCUCGCUGCAGUUUAACUUCAGGAUUCCCAGUGUAUUUGUACGAUCCGGAUGUACACUCGGCAGCUAACGUGGGAUACGAUAUAGACGGUUUUUUGAAAACGACUAUCAAGCAAACACUCGGAUAUAAUGCACACUUGACCGAUGAUCCGAACAGAGCUUGUGUUUUCCUAGUAUUAGUUGGUGAGGCAUUACCAGAACAAGAAACGGUUCGAAAUAAUCGCUACGGAAUUACGAACAUAGAGAAUGGAAAGCAUUCCGGUGGUUCCAGUCUUAACAUGACAAAAUUGUAUCAUCUACCAUUUUGGGGAGGAGAUGGACGGAAUCACAUUCUGUUAAACUUUGCUCGACGUGACUUGAGUAUUGGAACUGGCAAUGUAUUCCGGAACUCUGAUACGGGUCGGGCAAUGUUGGUACAAUCAAGUUACGAAGAAGGACAAUACAGAAAAGGUUUUGAUUUGAUAGUUCCUCCAAUUCUUGGGCCACCGGGAGGUGAUGUGUGGCAGGAAUGCAGUUCUAUGUUGCCUGCAAGAAGGAAAUUUCUCUUGAGCUUUCAAGGUGAAAUGAAUGUGCAGAAUCAAUCGAAUUUGAAUCACGUUGAUGAUGAAGCCGAAACUGUUGAUGAUUUCAUCAUUGAGCAUCUGAAAGAGAUGUCUUUGGGACACACACAGGACAGAUUUCUUUUGCAAUUUGAGUGCAUUCCAGCAACGGAGCAACGAAAUCCUUCUACAAUACGUGACUGGUCGCUUUGUGGAACUGAUAAUUCUAGAAAAUCGGUGCUGAAGGAGGCUACCUUCACUUUACUUCUAGCGCCUGGAGGUAACAGCAUCAGUUCAACGUUAUUCCAGGCGCGGUUAUACGAAGCUUUGCGUGCCGGAGCUAUUCCAGUUAUUCUUGGAGGAGAUCAAAUGGAAUUACCUUAUUCCGAAACGAUAGAAUGGCGAAGAGCUGCUAUAUCGUUACCGAAAGCUCGAAUAACUGAGCUUCACUUUUUACUCCGUGCGAUUUCUGAUGCAGAUCUGUUAAUGAUGCGCCGACAAGGGCGUCUUAUUUGGGAGAGAUAUCUCAGCUCUGUGCAGGCAACUGUCGAUAGCAUUAUAGCUAGUUUAAGAGACCGUCUUGGUAUCCCACCUAAACCCGUAUCGCCAGUUAUGGCACAUAGUGUAUUCAAUUCGACGUUUAUUCCACUUAAAUCCGAUCCAGUGCUGGACACCGAACCGGAAGAAUCUCUCGGGCCUAUUGAGCCGCCAUACCCCAGUCCAGCCUUCCGACGCAAUUAUACCGCUCAUCUAAUACAGUCCCGAGAAGCUUGGAACGAUUGGGCAGACCCAUUCGCAUUGUAUCCUCAACUACCUUUCGAUCCUGUAUUACCAUCUGAUGCUAAAUUCAUAGGAUCUCACAUGGGAUUUCGUCCAAUAGGGAAAGGAGCUGGAGGUGCUGGAAAAGAAUUCGGAGAAUCCCUCGGUGGGAACCAUCCUCGAGAACAGUUUACUAUCGUGAUACUUACCUACGAGCGAGAACAGGUAUUGAUGGAUUCGCUCAGUCGUCUCUAUGGCUUACCUUACCUGCACAAGGUGAUAGUUGUAUGGAAUUCUCCCAAACCACCUUUAGAAGAUCUUCGGUGGCCAGAUAUUGGAGUACCGGUUCAUGUCGUUCGGGCUUUGAGAAAUUCCUUAAAUAACCGAUUUCUUCCUUAUGAUGCCAUAGAAACGGAAGCCGUUCUUUCCGUUGAUGAUGACGCCCAUUUGAGGCAUGAUGAGAUUCUGUUCGGUUUUCGCGUAUGGCGCGAGCAUCGCGAUCGCGUUGUUGGAUUCCCUGGGCGAUUCCAUGCAUGGGACACAAACACACUGGAUGCGUGGAAUUAUAAUUCCAACUAUAGCUGCGAACUGAGCAUGGUGCUAACAGGAGCCGCAUUCAUUCAUAAGUAUUACACAUAUUUAUAUACGUAUACGCUUCCGCAAGCAAUCCGAGACAAAGUGGAUGAGUACAUGAAUUGUGAGGAUAUUGCUAUGAAUUUCUUGGUGUCACACGUGACACGGAAACCACCGGUGAAGGUUACGUCUCGGUGGACGUUCCGCUGCCCGGGUUGUCCGGUUUCGCUGAGUGAAGAUGAUACUCACUUUCAAGAAAGACAUAAGUGUAUCAACUUCUUUACGAAGGUAUUCGGAUACACGCCACUACUCAACACGCAGUACAGAGCUGAUUCCAUCCUGUUCAAAACCCGAAUACCCCACGACAAGCAAAAGUGCUUUAAAUUUAUAUAAAAGAAACAAAAAAAAACAAUAGUGAUCUUUCUGCAGUAAGAAAAACCGGUCAUCACAACCAACCCCUGCGGCUAUGUAGAGAAAUCAGCACACUUCUGAAUUGCAUCUAAAAUAUGCUGACCCCUUUAUCACCGUUAUUGCAGCAAGCACAUUUUAAAAGUUAUACCAAAAGAAAAUCAUAGAGCUAUACACGGACAGAAUUCCACUUACAGCAAAUCGUAGACUCGUAGAUAUGCAGUAGAAAACUUUCAAACGGCAGUUAUUUUAUACGGUAAUAUAAAUAGUGUCAUAUUGUUUAUUUUAGCAUUGUAUUUGGUUGUUUGCACUCUAAUUUAUUGCUUAUAUUGUGUAUACAAAAGUUCUCAUAUCUGAAUUUAAGCUUCCAGUGCCACAUUUUAGAUUAAUUUUAAAUCUAGGUUUUAUCGUUAAAUAAAUAAUAAUGCGGAGUCAUUUUUAAACCAUUAUAGCGUAAA